AUGUCUCGAGAUACCUCACUGGCGACUCCUUCGCUGGAAAGCACGCCUUUUGCAUUUCAGCAGUCGUCUCCUCUUUCUCUUCGACAACAACCCUUCUCCUCUCCUCCCGCUCCACCGUUUGGUGGUGAAGGCCAUGACUACAACUUUUCACCAUCGGCGGAGACAGAAACGGAAACAGAUGAUCAUCUAGCCAUUGAGGAUACGCAAGACGUCGAUCUGUCGGACGUUGACCGUCGCAUCUCUGGCUGUUCAUCGAUAUCCUCGUUCCCAGCUUCCUCGAUUGCUCCGCAUCAACCCUCCUCAAGACAUAUCUACCAUGAAGAACAACCUAGAACUCCGACUAGACAUGAAUCAUUCUCAGUAUCGCAUUCCUUUGAAGGGCCCGAGGGGUUGGAUCACAAACUCAGCUCACCUAGAAGUGCAAGAGAGUACCACUCUGCCUUUCGCCAUCCCAGCAGCGUCAGAGCUCUUCAGAUGCGAGAUGAGGCGAUGAGCGAAACACGGAGCGUGCUACGGCAUCAUCGCCGGAGCGGUUCCCAAAUGUCGGCGUACAGUCAGCGCAGCUCCUACUCCACCAGUACAUCUCCAACGAAACGAUCAAGCCGCUCCCAUCGUACCUCUCCCCAGAAGCCAAGCAGCAGCCUGAGGAAGGAAUUCCCCCUUGUUCUCCUUCAUUGUACACUACUUCCUCCUACUUUGCUGCCACAUAUAACUGCUGAGGAGGAUCCUUUCUUGGUGGAUUUGUUACCCGCAGAAUAUAGAAAAAGAUGGGACGCGCUCAAACAGAGACUGGUCGAUGAUUUGGAGGUUAAAUCCCGAGGGAUAUUGAUCCCUCAUCCUCGGGAGGACUACGAACUUCUUGAAGAACGACUCAUGGACACAUUAGACCUCGAAAAUCCCCGAAUACGACACAAUCACUUUCUCCACCAAGAAUCAAGUAAUGCCGACAGUGGGUUCGAAAGCGGAAGUGUGACAGAUGAAGAUGACGAUGCCCGGUGCAAUAUCAUGAAGGAAGCCAAGUGCAUAGAUUGCGGAAGCGAUUUACAUUCCAAUGCGAGAGAUCGCAAAUGGGAUAUCAAGGUCUAUGCAGCCAAUGGACUGAUGCGUGCUGGGGCUUGGGCAGCAGCCUGGCAAGAGAUGGAAAAGGUGGAUGUUGAGAUUCGAGUUCGGCUACCUGAAGCAAUUCGGAAAGACUUGGAAACCAGAAUGAAUGAGCUUGAGGCUUCAAGAUUAGCGUCAAGCGACGAUCACUUUGACCUUGGACAUGUUAACCUACAUGAGGAGUCAAUAAUCCAGACUCGCGAGCAGGAGGUAUAUGGUAUUUCUGGACGUUCCAGAAAUCAGGCUGAGAUUGAUGGCUUCUACGACGAAAUCCAUCAUGAACACGUCUUGCCCCAGGAGAUACCUUUUCCGCCGCGAGAAGAGCCUGAUCUGCAAAAACUGUUGUUUGAAAGCGCGCAGAAAUUCUCACAAGACCGCAAAAAUGUUCUAGUUGUGUUCUUGAGCUUGUUAGUACUGUUUUUCGCCAUGGCGGGCAAGCAGCAACUGGAGCCAGCAAACGGCAAUGGGAUUGUUCCUGCAAAAUUGACAGAAGUGCUCACAACGACUAUUACGGCAACGGCUGUUUCAUUUUCGACCGAAACAAUUACCUCGUCCAUCAGUUUGGAGACUAUUUCCACCGAAGCUAUCGAAGAAGUAGCAUCAAGGAUAGAGGCAGAAACAGAAGUCGAGCUGGUCAGUGCAGAUACGUACUCGUCUGUCCCGAUUCUCGAUACAUCGACAACAACGAAUGAGCCAGUGCAUGAAACAACCACGGCCAGUCUUGUUCCUGUCCAUGAUAAACCGCCUCCAGUGCUGAUGCAGUAA
Molecule: messenger RNA, 1866 nt
Organism: Exophiala bonariae
Lineage: Eukaryota; Fungi; Ascomycota; Eurotiomycetes; Chaetothyriales; Herpotrichiellaceae
Exons: 1
Coding region: 1-1866 (621 amino acids)
Source: RefSeq, a predicted model, not a curated record